CGCCAACCAGCAUUCUCUCUUCAGUUCGCUCAAUUCACGCGCAACUCGAUUAUCUAUACUUCCGGAAUCAGCGCGGCUUGACGCGGUGGUGGGCUCUUCGUCACUCGUGUUUGAUUCUGCCGAGAAUUCAGCUCUUUCGGAGAUUUGCGGACAUCGCUUGAAUACCUCCGCCAGCCCCAACAUCUACAUCUUCUCCUCCGGCGCAACCACAUACAUUCAUACAAAAUGGCAGUUCGACUUCCUGUUAGCCAGGUACCGGCGAUGUUCGCCCGCCGGCAGCCCAAGGUGCUCCGUGCCUCUCGACGCCUUCAAUCCUCCUCCGCUCCUCAAACUCAGAACCCCGCCUACCCCCUCUACCCCUCCGUCAUCCAGCUCCUGCACGAGAAGAACAUCCCCGAGUCGGAAGUUUCCAAGAUCCCUGCCUCCGGCCCCAAGGGCCGUCUUUUGAAGGGUGACGUGCUUGCCUACCUUGGCAAGAUCGCUGCUGAAUAUCCGGCCAACCAGGCCUCGACGCUGGCUAAGCUCAUGCACCUGGACCUGAGCAACAUUAAGAUCGCGGCACCGGCCCCGAAGCCUGCCGCGCCGGCCGCGGAGGAGAAGAAAGAGGUUAACGCUCAGACGCCGCCCAUGUCCUCAAUCGCCAUUUCCAUCUCCUUAUCUGCCGUCCUGUCCGCACAGAAGAAGAUUCAGGAGAGCUUGGGCGUGACGGUUCCUCUGUCCCGCUUCUUGGCCAUUGCCACGGACCUUGCGAAUGACGCCCUCCCUCGUUCGAAGGGCGAGCAGCCCUCUUCGGAUGAGUUGUUCGAUGAGCUCCUCGGUGCCGAGCCUGUCAACACAUCCCGCGGCGACUACAUUCCCGAGCUGAACGCUUUCGAGGCUUCCGAGGCCCGCCAGCCCGAGCCUGUGGUCGAGGAUAUCAUCGACUUCCUGAGCGCCAAGCCCGGCAAGAAGACUGUUGCUUCUCCAGUCUCUGCUGUGGAUGCUGGUGCUGCCCAGAAUGUGUUCAGCUUGACGGUCCCCGUGGGUGAGGAGCUCCGUGCCAAGACAUUCCUUGAGCGCAUCAAGACUCUCCUGCAGGUCGAGCCUGCCAGGCUAGUGCUUUAAAAUUGUCAUUUCUUGUUAUAAAUCUCCCCCAAUGUCUUGGAGCUCCUGUUUUUCUUUCAAGUUUCCCUUUGUCCACUCAUGUUAUCUCCACACUCUGUUGGUGGAAUUCAAGGCCUCUCUGUAUUUAGUGUAGCAUAGAUAAUCCGAUACCGCCUUGAUUGGCUCGAUAAAC
Molecule: messenger RNA, 1276 nt
Organism: Penicillium subrubescens
Lineage: Eukaryota; Fungi; Ascomycota; Eurotiomycetes; Eurotiales; Aspergillaceae
Gene: pdx1
Exons: 2
Coding region: 226-1104 (292 amino acids)
Molecular function (GO): acyltransferase activity
Source: RefSeq, a predicted model, not a curated record